This is a messenger RNA of Auxenochlorella protothecoides, 2421 nucleotides long. RefSeq names its product Double-strand break repair protein MRE11. Gene Ontology annotation, biological process: double-strand break repair via homologous recombination; mitochondrial double-strand break repair via homologous recombination; meiotic DNA double-strand break formation. Lineage: Eukaryota; Viridiplantae; Chlorophyta; Trebouxiophyceae; Chlorellales; Chlorellaceae. Bases 1 to 2421 code for a protein of 806 amino acids. The record is from RefSeq and is a predicted model, not a curated record. Gene Ontology annotation, cellular component: Mre11 complex; nucleus. Gene Ontology annotation, molecular function: manganese ion binding; protein binding; endonuclease activity. The transcript is spliced from 16 exons.
AUGAGUGACGGGCAGGAUGUGCUCCGCAUCCUCAUCUCCACCGACAACCAUCUGGGGGUCUGGGAGAAGGAUGAGGUCAGGGGGGACGACUCUUUCAACACCAUGGACGAGGUCAUGUGCAUCGCCAAGCGCGAGAAAGUGGACUUUGUCUUGCUGGGCGGUGACCUGUUCCACGACAACAAGCCCAGCCGGCAGACUGUGGUGAAGGCCAUGGAGAUAUUUGCGCGACACUGCAUGUCGGACGACCCUGUCGGCUUCCGCGUCAUCUCGGACCAGCGCCAGAAUUUUGCCAGCGGCCGGGUCAAUUUUGAGAACUCAAAUUACAACAUUGGUCUGCCUGUCUUCACCAUCCAUGGCAACCACGACGAUCCCGGGGGCACCGAAAACCUGUCUGCGGUUGACAUACUUUCCACUGGCGCACUCCUCAACUACUUUGGCAAGGUCGCCAUCGCAGGGGAGGGGGUGGGCAAGGUCCGCAUCGCCCCCGUCCUGAUCCAAAAGGGUGCUACCAAGCUGGCCCUCUUCGGGCUGGGGAACCUGCGCGAUGAGCGCCUGUGCCGCCUCUUCCAAACUCCAGCCUGUGUAGAGUGGAUCCGUCCGGCCGACACGCCAGACUACCCCAGGGACGAGUGGUUCAAUCUCUUUGUCCUGCAUCAGAAUCGGACCCCUCACUCACAGGGCGCCAAAAAUUACGUGAAGGAGAGCCACUUGGCGCGAUUCCUGGACCUGGUCAUUUGGGGCCAUGAGCACGAGUGCCUGGCAGAUCCUUGGGACUCGGUGGAGACGGGGGGUGCCUUCAGCGUCCUGCAGCCCGGGUCCAGCGUGGCCACCGCGCUCUCAGAGGGCGAGGCCAAAAGAAAGCAUGUUGUGGUGCUCGAGAUCAUGGGGCACCAUUGGCGGACAAUAAAGCACCCGCUGGAGACGGUGCGGCGGUUCGAAUUUGAAACUGUGGUCCUGGCGGAGCACACCAAGAAGCUGGACCCGGAAGAUCCAGAGACGGUGACUGCCUUCCUGGACGCCCGGGUGUCGGCCAUGAUCGCCCGAGCAGUGCGCGGGCGGCCGCCAGCUUCCCCAAAGCUUCCGCUGGUGCGCCUGCGCGUGGAUUACACCGGCUUCUCCACCAUCAACACCCAGCGUUUUGGGACCAGGUUCGUGGGGCAGGUCGCCAACCCACACGACAUCGUCCUGUGGCAGAAGCCGCCUGCCAGACGUGCCAGGGAGGAAAGCGCCACCCGAGCCGGCAAUGCCCCUGUCGUGCCCAUUCGUCCCGAGGCGUUGGACGAGGCCCACAUCGAGGACCUGGUGUCCCAGCACCUGCAGCAUGACCUGGAGCUGCUCCCUGAAGUGGAGCUGGCAGAGGCGCUGCACGAGUUCGUGGACAAGGAGAACAGAAACGCACUGUCGGAGGCGGUCAGUCGCGUGCUGGAGGAGACCCAGGCGGCUGCGGCUGCCCGCGGCGGCGAGGAGACCGGGACCUCGGCGGCCGGAGAGGGCCGCCGCGGCGCACGAGGCGGUGCCGACGCCGCAGUCCCCUCCGGCCCCACACCCCCCUCCCGGCAGGGCGGCAAGCCUGCCAAGCCGGAGGAGGGCGAGGUGCUGGAGUCCAUCGCCCGGGCCACGGCCCGACGCCGCCUAGACCUUGAGCUUGCAGCUGGCCACUCGGAGCUGCAGGACGCAGACAUGUCUGAAGCCAUCUUCACAGAUUCAGGUAAGCACAGCGCACCCGACGCCAGCGAGGUGCCCUUUGCGCUGCGGUGGCUCGCGGCGGAGCUGCCCGGCCGGGCGGGGCGCUGGAUGGAGGCCGUCUCGGCGUUUCAGGCCCUUCUGGGCCUGUGCGUCACGCAGAGCGGGAUCGCGGAGCGGGAGGGCGACGCCGAGGCACAGCAGCAGUAUCCCGCCGCGCUGGCGGUGCUGGACGCGCAGCUGGGCGCCGAUCCGCGGCGCAUCGACACCUGGCUGCAUGCGGCCCAGGUCCAGCUGCGGGUCGGGGACCUGCCCGGCGCGGAGGCCAGCGUCGCCUCGGCCGCCUUCCUGGCCGGGGAGGCCGAGGGCCCCGCCGCCGCGCACGGCAUGCGCGCCGUGCGCCACGCGCGGGGCCUGCUGGCCGUCGCGCGGCAGGACUGGCCGGCGGCGGCUGCCGCCUUCUCCUCCUGCCUGCGGGAGGACGCGCGUGACGCCGAGGCGGUGGGCGACCUGGCCGUCUGCCAGCUGUUCAACCGCAACGUGGAGUCGGGCGUGGCGGUGCUGGAGGCCGGGUUCCAGGCCCAGCCCUGGGCUAUGCUCAAGGCGCCGCUGGUCAGCAGCCUGGCGCUCAUGUACGACCUGGCACGCCCCGACUCCGGCGCCAAGGAGCGAUUCGGCGCCUGGGUGGCCCGCAUAGCGCCCGAUGACCUGGACAUGAGCUGCAUGAGCCCCGGCUGA